AUGUCUAAAGACUGGGAAAAUGAAUGGGAAAGUGACAUAGGCAGCAGACAAUCAAUGCAAAUCAACCCAUAUUACGAUGAUAAACACUUAAAACCGAGUCGAAAUGUAUCUGACUCGACAGAAAACGUAAACAAUAUGGCGCCAACAUAUGCAAAAGUAACUGCUGGUAACCUUACAAUCAAUACAGAUACAAACGGAACAAAAACAAAUGAUACAAACGGUGUCAAACCUAUAUUUAUCAAAGAAACAGACGUUUUUGGAGCCUCAAACCCACCCAAAGAACUUUGGCUCACCCACUUAGAAAUAUUCAGAGGAAUGUCAAUGUCAAUAAAAAGAGAACAUAUAAAAGGAAUUCAGAGAAUAGGAAGAAUGUGGAGGUUAUAUUUAGACGCAGAAGAAGACAGGCUUAAACUCCUAAGUGAAGGAGUAGUCCUCAGAGGAAAGACCAUCCCCCUCCUUCCACAUAACCCAAACAACCCCAACUAUAAAAGCAAUUUAAAAAAAGUUAGAGUAAAGAAUGUGCCAUUAUCUGCAGAUGAUGGACAGAUACAAAGAGAAUUAGAGAAGAGAAAUAUCAAAGUUAUAUCCAUAAACAGAGACAGAUUAAGAGUAGAUAAUCAAAUGACAGAUUGUGAAACAGGAGACAGAGUGGUUUUCUGUGAGAAAUUUGAGGAACAACUGCCAAAAACUAUGCAAUUUGGAAAAUAUCUUGCUAGAGUCUCACACUUUGGUCAAAUAGACAUAAACACUCAUUUCAUCUGCAGUAAAUGCCUCCAACAUGGCCACUUUACAAGUGACUGUCCCAAUGAAUGGAUGUGUAGAGGCUGCAACAAGUCAGGUCACAAAUUAAUAAACUGUCCAACAUUUUUUGAAAAUAUGAGACAAAAAGAAACAAAAGACCAACAAGAGAAGGACAAUCAAAUAACAGAACCUGACAACAUAAUGCAAGAAACAACACAAAAAGAACACAUAGAAGAUAUCACACAUCAACACAAUCAAGAAGUGGACAAAACAGAUGGAUUGUUGAAUAAACACAAAGUUAAACUACAAAAGAAUUACAAGAUGUUUGUCCAUGGUGUUGUCUCCAAAACAGACAUAGCUGACCACCUGUAUCAGUCUGAUGUUUUAAGUACUGAAGAAAAAGAGGAAAUUUGUAAUUCUUCUCUCACUCAACAGGAAAGUAAUAGACUUUUAUACAACAAAUUGAUUCGCAAAGGUGGAGAUGCAUACACACACCUUCUUGAAGCUGUACGACACGGAGAAUACCAGGAUGUUGCUUCAGAAAUGGAGAACACAGAAUUGUCAGAUCAAGAAAUACAAUUGUGUCAAAUAGGAAUGAAGAAACUUAAAGACAGACACGAGAAAAAAGAUAUUCUGAUGGAUCACGAUGAAGUUAUUCCUAAACAUAUACUUGAGCAGUUCGAAAAACGCUUGGAACAGUGGAUAAAGGAUGAUCAACAGUUUGUAAGCACUGAAGCAGAGAAACAUGUAAUGCAAAAAGUUUUGACACAAAGUUCUGUUACCCUGGUUGGAAAUUCUGGCACUGGAAAAAGUUUUCUUUCAAAACACAUUGCCCUCAUAAUGAAGACACAUGGCUAUACUGUAAUUCCAUGUAGUAAACCAACAGAUAUUGGAAAAUGGUUUAAACAUGGGAGGAAAACUUUGUUUGUAUUUGAUGACGUCUGUGGCCGAUAUACUCUUAAUCAACAAAUUUACAAUGACUGGAAACAAAGACUUGAUCACAUAAUAUCUCUUCUCGAAGACAAAUGUUGUAAAAUCAUCUCUACAUGUAGAUUAGAGGUUUACAAAGAUGAACUAUUUAGCAAUCUCUCUAUUUUCAAAAUGUGUAACAUGAAUUUAAGUGCAAUAGAAUUCAAACUUAGUGCUGCUGAAAAAUUUGCUUUAGCUGAAGUUUACUUGAAGAAAAAUACUGAUGAAGUAAAGGAAUUGUCAGACAAAUAUGACUUUUUCCCACUUUUAUGUAGCUUAUAUCAUAAACAGAACCUCCAGAAGAAUGUUAGCGUUAGCUUUUUUUUUAGCAAUCCUUUUGAAGUUUUCAAAGAUCAACUUGUACAAAUGUAUGGAGAAAGUGAUGCUGGUAAGAUGCAGUAUUGUAGCUUAGUCCUUUGUGUAAUGUUUAACAACACAUUAACAGAAGAAAAUUUGUCACCAAAAGAUAAGAUGAUAGGAGCAAUGAUAGAAGAUUUACUAGAAGAAUGUGAACUGAAUAAAGGAACAUCUAUCAAACGUUUAAGGAAAUCCUUGGAAACACUUGAAGGUACUUAUGUGGUCAAGGAGGGUACUACAUACAAAAUAAUCCAUGAUAAGUUGUUUGAUUUCCUUGCCAAAUACUUUGGGGAGAAGAUGUUACAGAUUUUCAUUGAUCAUGCUAAUACUGAUUUCAUUAAAGAGAGAUUUCUUUGGAAGAUAACAGAUAACAUGGGCACAGAAAUAGAGUUUGUAAUAGGAAUACCUGAUAAAUAUAUAGAUAGAUAUAUAGAAAGGUUACUCAAAGACUGGGAGAACGGUUAUGUAAACAGUGUAUGUGUCAACAGAAACAUGAAUUCUACAACAUUUACUGAACACUUGGUAACUCAUUUAAACCAACUUGAUAUAUCAAAACAGGAAGAACUUGUUUGUACUAAAGAUAUUCACAAUAAAGAUUAUGCACUUGCAGGAAGUUGUUAUAUGGGUACUAUUGACCUUGUCAAAUGGUUGAUCAGAAGGAAUAGUGACAUUAAUUAUUGUAGAGAGGAUGGUUGGUUUCCUUUAUUAUGGGCAAGUCAGGAAGGACAUGUUGAUGUUGUUAAAGAACUGUUACAACAUUCAGCUGAAAUCAAUAAAUGUGACAAUAAUGGUGCAUCACCUCUGUUUAUAGCAAGUCAGAAAGGACAUGUUGAUUGUGACAAGAAUGCUGUAUCACCUCUGAAUAUAGCAAGUCAUAAUGGACAUGUUGAUGGUGUUAAAGAACUGUUACAACAUUCAGCUGAUGUCAAUAAAUGUGACAAUGAUGAUUCAUCACCUCUGUAUAUAGCAACAAGUCAGAAUGGACAUGUUAAUGUUGUUAUAGAACUGUUACAACAUUCAGCUGAUGUCAAUAAGUGUGACAAAAAUGAUGCAUCACCUCUGUAUAUAGCAAGUGAGAAUGAACAUGUUGAUGUUAUUAAAGAACUGUUACAACAUUCAGCUGAUGUUAAUAAAUGUAAGAAUGAUGGCACCCCACCAUUACAGAUUGCUUGUUAUAACAACAUGAUAGAGGUUGUACAUGAACUUCUUCAGUGUGAUGAUGUUGAUACUAAUCUCUGUGAUGAUGAUGGAUGUUCCUCACUUUAUAUAGCAAGUCAGGAAGGACAUGUUGAUGUUGUUAAAGAUCUGUUACAGCAUUCAGCUGAUGUCAAUAAAUGCGACUUUAAAGGUAAAAAUCCUCUUAAAGUAGCACAGGAGCAAGGACAUACAGAAAUAGAAUCAUUGUUAAAAGGAAAAGGAAUAAAUGAACAUUGA
This is a messenger RNA of Mytilus trossulus (common blue mussel), 3501 nucleotides long. RefSeq lists its product as uncharacterized. NCBI's taxonomy places the organism in Eukaryota, Metazoa, Mollusca, Bivalvia, Mytilida, Mytilidae. Gene Ontology annotation, biological process: regulation of apoptotic process. The record is from RefSeq and is a predicted model, not a curated record. Gene Ontology annotation, molecular function: protein binding; nucleic acid binding; zinc ion binding. The transcript is spliced from 7 exons. Bases 1 to 3501 code for a protein of 1166 amino acids.